GGUUGCCAGAACAUCUAAGUAAAGAUCUGUCGUGUGAUACAGGCGCAGGCGUGGCCGUACGUGGCGUGGGCGGCGUGGGAAGCGUGGGCAGCGUGGGCAUGGUGCCGGUUCAAGUGCCGGUGAGCGUGGCGGGCGGCCAUACUGUGUACCAGACCGUGCACGUGCCUAUGCACGCGCCGCACCACCUGCAGCUGAUACCUCACGCGCACCAGAUGCAACAACCCCAGAUUGCCAACGUGUUGACGCCGUCAGGUCAAAUUCAGCAGAUACAAAUAGCGUCAUUAGCAAAUGUUCAGCAAAACGGAGGCACGCAGGCCGCCGCCAGUGCCGCACCCACGCCCGCGACCAUCACUCUGCAGGCGGUGUCGAACCCGAUGCAGACGGAUGCAACAGUGCAACAAGUGCAGCAAGUGCAGCAACCGCAGACCAUAAUCACCAGCGGGUCGGGGCAGCAGGUCACUGUCAUCCCAGCCACCAAUGUCCCAACGCUGGGUGUUGGCGGCGUGGGCGGUGGUGUACAAUUGGUUCCUGCGCUGGGACUCCCUGGGGUGCAGUUGGCUCAACUUCAUCAACCUCAACCGCAGCCGCAGCCAGUUAUAGGUCAACAAAUCCAGCAAGACCCCAACGAGCCGGGCAAGUGGCAGGUGGUCACCGUGAGCACAGCUAGCAACAACAGCAACAACAAUUCGGGCAACAACUCCGGGACGGAAUGCGAGGCCAGCAAGCAGCGCGCGUCCAGUCCUUCUGGCAACAAGCGGCUCAUGAAGCGGGUGGCGUGCACGUGCCCCAACUGCGACUUGGGAGAGAACCGCCUGGUAGACCGCAAGAAACAACACGUGUGUCACAUCGCGGGCUGCAACAAGGUGUACGGCAAGACGUCCCAUCUGCGUGCGCAUCUACGUUGGCAUUCGGGCGAGCGCCCUUUCCUCUGCAACUGGCUGUUCUGUGGAAAGAGGUUAGUGCUGUCUCGCUUGGUCCUGUGCGAGUGACAGUUCAGUCGCGACAGCAAUACAACAACGCGCGAGCGAUAAGGAUGGGUAGCUUGGGGUCAUUGGACGAAAUUCUACAUGCUCGGCGACUGGACUUUACCACAAAGUGUACAAAAGAUAAAACGUGCGUGCGCAUCUACGUUGGCAUUCGGGCGAGCGCCCUUUCCUCUGCAACUGGCUGUU
Messenger RNA from Ostrinia furnacalis (Asian corn borer), 1172 nucleotides. RefSeq names its product transcription factor Sp3-like. The transcript has 7 exons. The annotation marks the transcript as partial. Gene Ontology annotation, molecular function: DNA-binding transcription factor activity, RNA polymerase II-specific; RNA polymerase II cis-regulatory region sequence-specific DNA binding. Gene Ontology annotation, biological process: regulation of transcription by RNA polymerase II. The record is from RefSeq and is a predicted model, not a curated record. Lineage: Eukaryota; Metazoa; Arthropoda; Insecta; Lepidoptera; Crambidae.